AUGGCCUGGUCUGAAGUGGUGGCAGACAAUGGGACCGCUGAGAUAAGUACGACAAUGGGCAGGCGGCAAUGGCAAUUUUCCUGCAACGCCCAUUGCCGCCCGCCCCCAUUGCCGCACUCCCCCAUCCCCGCACUGCGUCCCUCCUUCCCAACUCUACCCCAGGCGCGUCCCAGCAUGAGUCGGUCGGAAGUGGUGGCGGACAAUGGCACUCCCGAGAUAGACUCCACUUCCCUGCACUGCUCCAUUGUCGCACUCCCCCAUCCCUCCACUGCGUCCCCCCUCCACACCACACCCCCUCCUUCCCCAGGACAUUACCCCCGGCACGACCCAACAUGGCUCGCUCGAAGUGGUGGCGGAGAAUGGGACCGAGAAGACAGACACCGUUCCCCUGCGCUGCCCCAUCGCUGCACUUCCCCGUCCCUCCCUUGUGCGCGGCCCAACAUGACGCGCUCGGAGGUGGUGGCAGACAAUGGCACCGAAGAGAUAGACCCCAUUCGCACCAGCUACGGAACUUUUCUGGAAACUGCCCAGGAUGACGUCAUCAAGCGCAUUGAAGACCGCAUUGCUACCUGGACCUUCCUUGCCCCUGAGAACCAGGAGUCGAUGCAGGUGCUGCGGUACGCUGUGGGGCAGAAAUACGAUGCUCACCACGACUUCUUUGAGGAGGAUGAGAAGCAGCAGCAGGGCGGCCACCGCUACGCCACUGUGCUCAUGUACCUCACUGAUGGGUUCCAUGGGGGGGAGACCGUGUUUCCAGACUCUGAGAAGGACAAGCAAGAGAAGGACGACACGUGGUCUGACUGUGGCAAGCAGGGUGUUGCAGCCAAGCCAGUGAAGGGCGAUGCACUGCUUUUCUUUUCCCUGAAACCUUCCGCUGAGCCCGACCUUGCCUCUCUCCACGCGGGCUGCCCCGUGCUGGCCGGGGAGAAAUGGUCCGCCACCAAGUGGAUCCACGUUCGCUCCUUCGAGGAAGAAGAGGAUGGGGGGGAAGAAGGCGGGAAGGUAUCUUCUCACUCGCACCCGCCUGGCGCGUGUGUGGAUGAGAGUGAGCAUUGUCCUUUUCCUCACAGUCGCCGCCCGAUCGCGCGGCCUCGCUACCGCGUUUCCGCAGUAGCGGCGGCAGCCGCAAUUGAGGUCGCGAGGCCCCUCCCAUCCUUUGCAGGUGACGAGGAUAGGGUUGAAAAUGAUGAGGAUGAAUGUGACAUUGAGGGGUGCGAAAGAGAAGAGGAAUUGCCCAUCGAGAUAGAUUUUGCAAUGAGGGCGUGA
This is a messenger RNA of Closterium sp. NIES-65, 1266 nucleotides long. The record is from the annotation of a GenBank genome assembly. Lineage: Eukaryota; Viridiplantae; Streptophyta; Zygnematophyceae; Desmidiales; Closteriaceae.